UUGGUUGGUAUAGCUGUGCUCCACAACCUCCUGUUUCUUCAUCUUCUCAUCUCACUAUGAAGGCACUUCUGAGCAUAUGCCUCCUCUUGGCCUUACUUUCUCUGGUGGCAUCUUUGAGGUGUAAAACCUCUUUUGGCUGUGGAGAAACAUGUAGAGAUGAAGAUGUGAGGACUGAGGAGUGUGGACAGGAUCAAGACGUUUGCCUUGCUGUCUCUACUAAUUUAACAACGUGGCAAUUUCCAUCUGCUUUUACUUACAAGGGAUGUUCCAGAUCCGACGAAUGUAAUGAAGGCUAUUAUAUUGGAAGUACAGUAGAUGCCAGAUAUGCUCAGGUGAAAAGUCGCUGCUGUCAGACAGAUGAGUGCAAUGUACGAGAACUGCAGUCUGUACUAGCCCUUCAGGUGGCAAUACUUCACAGUUCUCCUUCAUGGGAAGUUGUCUGCUUCUAG
Molecule: messenger RNA, 449 nt
Organism: Elgaria multicarinata webbii
Lineage: Eukaryota; Metazoa; Chordata; Lepidosauria; Squamata; Anguidae
Product: phospholipase A2 inhibitor and Ly6/PLAUR domain-containing protein-like
Exons: 4
Coding region: 57-449 (130 amino acids)
Cellular component (GO): extracellular region
Molecular function (GO): phospholipase inhibitor activity
Source: RefSeq, a predicted model, not a curated record